Messenger RNA from Pristis pectinata (smalltooth sawfish), 12475 nucleotides. RefSeq names its product protein tyrosine phosphatase type IVA 3-like. Gene Ontology annotation, molecular function: protein tyrosine phosphatase activity; protein tyrosine/serine/threonine phosphatase activity. Gene Ontology annotation, biological process: endothelial cell migration; protein dephosphorylation. Lineage: Eukaryota; Metazoa; Chordata; Chondrichthyes; Rhinopristiformes; Pristidae. The record is from RefSeq and is a predicted model, not a curated record. Gene Ontology annotation, cellular component: nucleus. Bases 790 to 1311 code for a protein of 173 amino acids. The transcript is spliced from 7 exons.
CAUUCAGAUAAACCGAGACAAGGGAAGAACAUCUUAGUGUAGUUGCACUCUGUGGUUCGGUUGGUAUUUGCUGGAUAAGCAGAUACAUUCAUUGUCUGCAUAUAUUUUAUCAAAAGUUUUUCAAAACCACAUUGUGUUCAGAUUGUCAAAGCAAAAAGCUUUAGGAAGAAUGUGAAUCCUUCUCUGCUGCUAACAGGAUUUUCCAAGAAGAUUAGCAACAAGAUUUUACAGCUUGUGAGCAGGAAGUAACCACCACAUUUUGCCACUCAUGGGCUUGGUGUGAUCUGAGAGGAACAUCCAACCAGUGCAAGUUUACACAGCUUCAUUGGUUCAACAGCUCCUUUCAGCACACUUUUAUGGAGUUUGUGAGAAACAGCAGUGGCUACUGCCCAGCACAACAUAGCAUCUUUGCAGACAAGUAAAUCUAAGCAAGAACCUGCAGACCACCAUUUUGGAUUGACCAUCAAAAGUUUUUUUUAAAAAAAGAAUCCAAGAGAUAACAGACUUGGCCUGUUGAGCAUCUCCACUUGUAUUCUUACUGCUUUGUAAUGCAUCUCCAAAUGGGGUGACUGAACUGUUGAAUGUAGAAGCAUUUGUAGUUUGAAGGAGAGGGAAUAAGAAGAAACAAAGAGGGACUUUAAACAAAAUUUAGAGAAGACUAUUUCAUUCUCUUGCUGCAAUAAGAAACCUACAAUCCUAUGAAGACAGUGCACAUAGAUUAAUUUGGAGAUACUCAGAUCAUUUACAGCCCCUGUACUAACAUUCUUCUGUGCCACUGGUUCCAGUCCCAUGGCCCGCAUGAAUCGACCUGCACCUGUGGAAGUUUCUUACAAACACAUGAGAUUUCUCAUAACCCACAAUCCUACAAAUGCCACAUUGGGUGCAUUUAUAGAGGAACUGCAGAAGUAUGGUGUAACCACUAUUGUGAGAGUAUGUGAUACCACGUAUGAUAAGAGGCCACUGGAGAAUGAGGGUAUUGUAGUAAUAGACUGGCCAUUUGAUGAUGGUGAUCCACCUCCAAGCAAAAUUGUGGAUGAUUGGCUAAAUUUACUUAAAACUAAGUUUACAGAAGAACCUGGAAGCUGUGUAGCAGUCCAUUGUGUUGCUGGCCUUGGGCGGGCUCCUGUACUGGUAGCAGUUGCUCUUAUCGAAUGUGGAAUGAAGUAUGAAGAUGCCAUUCAAUUUAUCAGGCAGAAACGUAGAGGUGCCAUCAACAGCAAACAACUCUCAUACUUGGAAAAGUAUCGGCCAAAGAUGAGACUUCGUUUCAAGGACCCUAAUAAUCACAAGAACAGUUGUGCCAUCGUAUGAACUUGAACACUUUCAGCAAACAAUGGUUUACAGUGAUUUUUAUAUAUAAAAAGAAUAAAAUGCCAUUUGGGUUUCCUGUCUUAAAAUCCAAUCAGAUGUUGUUUCUUCCUCCAUUAGUAACUUGAAUAUUUAUUUAUACUAAAAUCGCCAACUGAAAAGAAGUUUGUUUCUUUAUGAAGGCAUUUUGAUUCUGGUUAAAAGUUCUAAGCAACUCAUCAUUUGAGGUAAUCUUACCAUCUGCAAUUUUAUGUCUCUUUCUUCCUUUAAAAAGAUAUCCUGAUUGUUUCAUCUAUGGCUGGUACUCAAAUGGAAAUUUUCUGUGAUGACCUAAAAAAUAAAGUAUGGGUCCAGGAAAGUAGUUGUAAAUGUGAUGCAAAUUGACUUAAAUAUAAUUGGUACAGUUAUUGUGAUGAAACAUUAUUCUGUGGCCUGAUAAAUUGAGUUGAUGAUUCUUAUAAAGUGCUUCCUUAAGUUUGUUGGACCAAAUGCAGAGGAAUAUUUUGCAUUGAUGGGCCUUUAGUAUUGGUUUAUUAUUGUCACUUGUACCGAGGUACAGUGAAAAGCUUGUCUUACAAACCGAUCGUACAGGUCAAUUCAUUACACGGUGCAGUUACAUUGAGUCAGUACAUUGAUGUAGUACAGGUAAAAACAAUAACAGUACAGAGUAAAGUGUCACAGCUACUGAGAGAGUGCAGUGCAAUAGGUGCAAGGUCCCCUUAAGGCAGUUUCAUUCCUAGGAUUCCACACUUUUGUUUUUAAAACAAUAUCCCAGUACUAGAAUCACUAAUCUGUGUGCUUCUGGUUCCAGCACCAAAUAGCUAUCGCCAAAUUGAUAUUUGGUUCUUCACAAACACAAACUUUCCUGUCCACAUUGAAAGUUGCCAGUAAUUGCGUACUAAUCCUGAACUUAUCUAUAAUAUUCACUCAAUGACUUAACAGAGAGGGUACCGAAUGCUUACCCUAAUUGGGUGUUGAUAGGGAAAGAAGUGAAGCAAGUGAGUUUUGAUAUUGAUUGUGUGAGAAACGAAGUUUUUUUUUAAUAAUUUUUAAUAAUACCUGUUUAUGAAGACUUAAGUUCAACUGAAGUCUCUUGCGUGUCAUAAAACAAAAUGCUAGAAAUAUCCAUAUGAUAAAAGGUCAUUGAUCUAAAAUAUUAACUCUGUUUCUCUGCACAGAUGCUGUCUGACCUGCUGAAUAUUUCCAGUAUCUUCCAUUGUUUUUUUUCCAGAUUUCCAAAACUUGCAGUUUCUUGCUGUUAUCUUAUGGGCAGAUCUUGAACCAAAUUCCCAUAUUUUUUUUGAGUACAAGUUGGUAGGAGUUAACUAAGGGGAUUUUUAAAGUGAAUUAUAAAUUUUGCAGUUGAAUGGGAAGCAUCUAAGUGUGCACUCACACUAUAUGUUUAAUGACAGUGAAGACUUUUUUCAUUUUAAUUCAGCCUAAGUCAAAAUCAGGGUAUAGUGGAGUGUAAACUCCUGGAAGUUGAUGAUUCACUCUGCUGAUCAGAGCUUUACAACCAAGUUAUUUCACAUGUGACUUUGGUGAGAAAGCAAGGCCACUUUGUUACUAAAGCUUUUUCCUCUUCUGUAAUUUAUUUGUAAUUAAAGCUCAAUACUGGAAAUGCUCAGCACAUUGGGCCUUAUCUGUGGAGCAAGAGAUGACUGACCAUUCAAGAGAACAAAUAACAAAUGAUUUGCGAGCUCUAGGAAAUGAUUCAUAAUGAAAUGGAGCAGGCAUUUCAUCUCAUUUUGUGCCUUUGUCAUCUGCUUAAGUUUUUAUAACUUUGAAUUGUUUUUGUACGUGGAGAAAGAAAACCAUAUGAAUGAAAUUCAGUUUUCAUUCAAAGUUCAGCUCAAGCACAACUGCUAGAAACUAAUCUGACCAUGAGAAAGGUAACUAGUUUGUUGCAGUGAAGUCAAUAAUACAACAGUGCAAGUAGUGAAAGUCAACUUAAAGCUGUACAACCUUCUGUUCAUUAAUGACCAGUGUGACUACAGCAUUAGCUGCCUGAAUUUUCCAAAGAAAGUGAUGUGAUCCAGUCAGUUCUUUUACUUUUUUUCCAAGCCCGUUUCUGCUUUCUAUAAAGAUCUUAUUCAAUUUAAUUAAUGGAAGUAACAACCAAUUACAAAACCUAGCUGGUUUGCUGACUUUUCUCUUUGUUAUGAUUGUGUUCUUGGGCUGCAAACCAUGGAACAAUACAGGCCCUUCAGCCCACCAUGUUGUGCCAACCUUUAUACCAUGCCUAAGACUAUCUAACCCCUUCCUUCCACAUAUUCCUCUAUUUUAAAUUCCUCCAUAUGCUUAUCUAACAAUCUCUUGAACGACCAACGUUUGAGCCUCCACCACCACCCCAGGCAGCGCAUUCCAUGCACCAACCACUCUCUGGGUGAAAAACCUCCCUCUGAUAUCUCCCUUGAACUUCCCACCCAUUACCUUAAAGCCAUGCCCUCUUGUAUUGAGCAUUGGUGCCCCAGGAAAGAGGCGCUGGCUAUUCCUCUUAAUAUUUUGUAUACCUCUAUCAUGUCUCCCCUCAUCCUCCUCCUCUCCAAUGACUAAAGCCCUAGCUCCUUUAGUCUCUCCUCAUAAUGCAUACUCUCCAAUCCAGGCAGCAUCCUGGUAAAUCUCCUCUGUACCCUUUCCAAUGCUUCCACAUCCUUCCUAUAAUGAGGCGACCAGAAUUGGACACAGUACUCCAAGUGAGGUCUAACCAGAGUUUUGUAGAGCUGCAGCAUUACCUCGCGGCUCUUAAACUCGAUCCCACGACUUAUGAAAGCUAACAUCCCAUAAGCUUAACUACCCUAUCCACCUGUGAGGCAAGUCCCAGUGAUCUGUAGAUAUGAACCCCCAGAUCCCUCUGCUCCUCCACACUACCCAGAAUCCUACCGUUAACCCUGUACUCCACCUUGGAGUUAGUCCUUCCAAAGUGUACCACCUCACACUUCUCUGCAUUGAACUCCAUCUGCCACUUCUCAGCCCAGCUCUGCAUCCUAUCAAUAUCCCUUUGCAAGCUUUGACAGUCCUCCACACUAUCCACAACACCACCGACCUUUGUGUCGUCUGCAAACUUGCUAACCCACCCUUCCACCCCCUCAUCCAAGUCAUUAAUAAAUAUCACGAAGUAGAGGUCCCAGAACUGAACCCUGUGGGACACCAUUAGUUACAGCCCUCCAAUCUGAAUGCACUCCCUCCACCACAACCCUCUGCUUUCUACAGCCAAGCCUCCCUGGAUCCCUUGCCCUCUGACCUUCUGAAGAAGCCUACCAUGUGGAACCUUGUCAAACGCCUGACUAAAAUCCAUGUAGACCACAUCUACUGCACUACCCUCAUCAAUCUUCCAGAUCACCUCCUCAAAGAACCCCAUCAGGCUUGUGAGGCAAGAUCUUCCCUUCACAAAGCCUUGCUGGCUGUCCCUAAUUAGUCCAUGAUUCUCUAAAUGCUCAUAGAUCCUAUCUCUUAGAAUCCUUUCUAACAGCUUGCCCACCACAGACGUAAGGCUCAUUGGUCUGUAAUUCCCCAAACUAUCCCUACUACCUUUUUUUGAAUAAGGGGACAACAUUUGCUGCCCUCCAAUCCUCCGGUACCAUCCCCGUGGACAACGAGGACUCAAAAAUCCUAGCCAAUGGUUCAGCAAUCUCCUCCCUCGACUUGCGAAGCAGCCUGGGGAAUAUUCUGUCAGGCUCCGGGGACUUAUCUGUCCUAAUAUUUUCUAACAGCUCCAACACAUCCUCUCUUGAUAUCUACAUGCUCUAGAACAUUAGCCUUACCAACACUGUCCUCAGCGUCAUCAAGACCCCUCUCCUUGCUGAAUACUGAAGAGAAGUAUUCAUUGAGAACCUCACCCACUUCCACAACUUCCAGGCACAUCUUCCCACCUUUGUCUCUAAUCGGACCCACCUUUACUCUCGUCAUCCUUCUGUUCUUCACGUAUGAGAAAAAAGCCUUGGGAUUCUCCUUAACCCUACUCACCAAAGCCUUUUCAUGUCCCCUUCUUGCUCUCCUCAGCCCCUUCUUAAGUUCCUUCCUUGCUACUAUAUAUUCCUCACGAGCCCUAUCUGAUCCUUGCUGCUUACACCUUAUGUAUGCUGCCGCCUUCUUCCUAACUAGUUGUUCCACUUCUCUUGUCACCCAUAGUUCCUUCACCCUGCCAUCCUUUCUCUGCCUCACCGGGACAAAUUUAUCCCUAACAUCCUGCAAGAGAUCCCUGAAUAUCGACCACAUCUCCAUAGUACAUUUCCCUUCAAAAAUGCCAUCCCAAUUUACACUCUCUAGUUCUCGCCUUAUAAUUUGCCUUUCCCCAAUUAAAUAUCUUCCUGUCCUCUUUGCUCCUAUCUUUGUCCAUGACAAUGCUAAAGGUUAUGGAGCAGUGGUCGCUGUCCCCCAAAUGCUCACCCACCGAGAGAUCUGUCACUUGACCCAGUUCAUUACCUAAUACUAGAUCUAAUAUGGCAUUCCCUCUAGUCGGCCUGUCAAUAUACUGUGAGAGGAAUCUGUCCUGGACACACUUAACAAACUCUGCCCCAUCUAAACCUUUGGCACUAAGCAGGUGCCAAUCAAUAUUUGGGAAGUUGAAGUUUCCCAUGAUAACAACCCUGUUAUUUUUACAUCUUUCCAAAAUCUACCUCCCAGUCUGCUCCUCAGUAUCCCUGCUGCUACCAGGGGGCCUAUAGAAUACUUCCAGUUAGAGUAACUGCUCCUUUCUUCUUCCUAACUUCCACCCAUACUGACUCUAGAGAGGAUCCUUCUACAUUAUCCACCUUUCUGCAGCUGUAAUAGUAUCCCUGACCAGUAUCGCCUCCUCUUCUCCCCCCUCCCUCCCUAUCCCUUUUAAAACACUAGAAACCAGGAAUAUUCAAUAUCCAUUCCUGCCCUGGUGACAGCCAAGUCUCUGCAAGAGCCACAAUAUCAUAGUCCCAUGUACUUAUCCAAGCUCUCAGUUCAUCACCCUUAUUCCUGAUACUUCUUGCAUUUAAGUAAGUGCACUUUAGCCCAUCCACCUUUCUACUUUUAUACCCUGUACUCUGCUUCUUCUUCCUCAAAACCUCUCUGCCUAUUAGAUCUGACUUUUCCCCAUCCCCUUCUUCCUCUGACCUACCCCUCUGGUUCCCAACCCCCUCGCAAACUAGUUUAAACCCUCCCGAACCACCCUAGCAAACCUGGCUGCAAGGACCCCCUCGGGUUCAGGUGUAACCCGUCCUCUCUGUACAGGACCCACCUUCCCCAGAAGAGAUUCCAAUGAUCCAAAAAUCCAAAACCUUCCCUCCUGCACCAACUUCUCAGCCACACAUUUAUUUGCCAUCUCCUGCUAUUCCUACCUUCACUAUCGUGUGGUACUGGCAGCAAUCCUGAGAUUGCUACCCUUGAGGUCCUGUUCAGCCUUCUGCCUAGCUCCCUAAACUCACUUUUCAGGACCUCAUCUCUCUUCCUACGUAUGUCGUUGGUACCAAAAUGAACCACAACUUCUGGCUGUUCUCCCUCCCGCUCAAGAAUCCUGUGGACCCUAUCAGAGACAUCCCAGACCCUGGCACCUGGGAGGCAACAUACCAUCUGGGAUUCAUGCUCACUCCUAUCUGUUUCUCUGACUAUCGAGUCCCCUAUCACUACUGCCUUCCUCUUCUCCUCCCUUCCCUUCUGAACAGCAGGACCGGUCCCAGUGCCAGAGACUGGACUACUGCUACUUGAUCCUUGCAGGUCAUCCCCCUCAACAGCUUCCAAAGCAGAAAAACCUGUUACUGAGGGGAACAGCCUCUGGGGUCCUUUGCUCUAUCUGCCUGUUCAUUUUCUUUUUCCUUUUCUCUCCCCUGACAGUCACCCUUCUAUCUACUUCCUGGACCCCAGAAGUACCUGCUCUAAGGGGGGGUGAAUGUCUCCCGAUGCACAAUAUCUACAUAACUCUCUCCCUCCCUGAUGCUUCACAGUGUUUGAAGCUGCGACUCCACCUCAUCAAUUCUAAGCCGAAGUUCCUCCAGCCUCAAGCACUUACUGCAGACGUGGUCAUCGUGCACCACAGCAAGGUCCACUAGCUCCCACAUCAAGCAGCUGCAGCGCAUCACCAUGUCCUCCAUCUGAACUAAUUCUUUCCCUACCUAGUUUUAUCCUACUUUAAAAUUUAUUACAGAUAACAGGUAAACCUUACCUUACCUACCAGCUACUCUCCUGCUUCGUCCUGUAGUUAAUGUGUAACAAUAUUAUUGUGGAAGACUUGUGCAAGUUAAAGUUCAAAAUUAUGGGCUUGAAAAUGCAGCCAUGCAAUACUCAUCUUUUAGGCACCAAGCAAUCUUAUAAGCUCCCAAAUCAAUAUUUGUUACAUAUGUACCUGGAGGCUGAACUCCUUAAGUCUUGUAAUGUUGUGACAUUUUAGACAUAAUAUGAAGUAAGAUGUAAUCACAACAUGAUAAAAUAAAUUGGUGCAUCAAUGUACAGCGCCCAUUGAUGGGGGAAUGGAUGCAGGUUCAGUUCUGCACAUUGCUGAGAUCCUCUGAUGCUUGUUCUUUUUCUGUAUACAUACAUAAUGAACAAUAGGGAGGAGGGAAGGUUAGAAACACUCAGUCCAAUCAUUUUGCACAAGUCUGAGUGUUCAAUUUAGUUGCACUGAAUUAACCAACAUUUCCACUUGGCCAAAAACAGAACAGAAUCUAGUAAUACUCAUGAUUUGAGAAUUUAUGCCUGCUGAAAAUAGCCAUGAGGUAUUGUUAUUGUAUUGGCAAUACAAUAAAGGUAUCAGAAAGCAGAACAACUUGUUUGCACAGUACGCACAGCUGUACUGAGUGUUAAGUGCAAUGAUGCAAAUAUCUUGUACUUUGAUACUCAGUUUGGAGCAUAUUUAACAAAAAAGCAAACAACUAAAAAAUCCUGUGAUGUCAUUAAAUGUCAUUACUUGUUACUGGUUCUGUUUAUCCUGCCUAAAUGAAACCUGCUUUUGUUAAACAUUUCCUCCCACUAUGACCAGUCCUUCAAAACAACAGUGUCCUUUUUAUUUAAAAGCAAGCACUAUUUUUCAUCAACUUCAUGAGCAUUUUAUUGAAACUUUCUUCUUGGUAAAUUGUAAUUCGUUGUUUAAAUGAGUUUAUGGAUCAAGACAAGUAAAGCCUCUAUCAUGUAACCAAGUAACAUUCACCCUUUUAAAAUAUGUGCUUUAAAAAGAAAAGCAAUUAAUUUGCCUCAACAGUUAAUAUAUUCAGUAAUGUCCUGUUCCUUUUUAUUAAUUAUUGACUUGUACAUAUCCAUAGAUGUAGUUUGAAGUAAAACCAUGUUUAAAUAUUGCAUUGCAGAAGUUGUACAAAAGCAUUGCUUGAUUAACUCAAAAAUAACUAAAGCAGCAGCCCCGGUGAUUUAAGAGAGCAAAGAGAGUUUUUCGUACAUAUUUUUGAAAGGUAUGUGUAUGGUUUUAUUAUGAAUCCUGAACCUAAUUGUCGUCAGUGACUGAUGUGGCAGGAUUAUAUUAAAAAAAAAGCUAUUAUUUGUUCCAUAUGCCAUCCCCAAAGGACACUAUGGUAUUGCACAAACAUAUUUUCCCUUUUGUUGUAUUUUUGUUUUCGCGUUGUGUGUUUGAUCUAAAAUUCUUAGUUGGGAUAACGGUGCUAAUAAUCGGUAGUUUCCUCCCACGAGAAGGAAAAAUUUGAGGUUUAUUGUCGAGGUUGAUAUUUAAGGUAACCAAAUUUUGGGCCUUGUAGCAAAAGAAUCUUGAUUCACACCAGGAAGAGUUGUAAAAAGGACAAUUACAUCUGCAUUCUGAGAGGUUUUUGGAUUGUAUGUUCAAAAUGUAUGGCCAUGAUUCCCUAGCAGCUUGCUUGUCUCCGUAUCAGAAAGUUGAUGUUUGAAGCCACUUUAAGGGAUGAGCAUAUUACUUCAGUUGUUGCAGGAACUGCUUUUUUAGAUUGUGUUAUCCUUUUUUUAAGGUGGUAGAUUGUCAUCCCCUCAGCUCUAAAAGGUUUGAAGAAGACAAGAGGUCUGGAGUUCUGGCCUUUAAAACUUAAAUAACUGAACUGUACUUUAUUAAUUUCAGUGCCAUUUAUAAGAGUCUCCUCUACAGAUAGUACUGUGCACAAUUUCCUUCAAUCACCACUUUCUUAUCAGAAUGCAAGUUGCAACUGGGGCCAAAAGGACAAAAUUUGGCUUGUGCUUUCUAUACCUAACAAUUUGACAAUAUUUCAAUCAUUUAAUGUUGAUCUUUUUUGAUACAGAGAAUUAAUUAUACACAACACUAAACUCAGGCCACCAUCUCACACCAUCUUAAGUGGGGCAGAGCAGGCCAAAUAAUGGCAGUGAACAAACCACACCAACUCUUGCUAGCACAAUUGAGCACCCCAUUAAUUAACAUCUGCCAUGGUAGAAACUAAUUGUGGUUUGUUGUGCUCAAACUAAAUUUCAGCACUUGCUCUUUUUAUGAACAAUAAAUGAAAAUGUUGCAGUGAAUUAAAUGCCUUCAUGGUUGAGGUUUUGGCAACACUGCAGUUUUGUCUUGCUUUUAUACUGUAAUUUGCUGAAAAUUAUAGUGGGCAAUUUGCCUGACUUCCAAACAAGCUGACUCUUUCUAUAUGCAUCAAACCUGGGACUUAAGCUUGUCUGGCUAUUUAAUUUUUACCCUGUUGUAACAAAAGUGUUAAAACAAUUAACACACAAAUACAACAAAUUUAACUAGGGAGAGAAAACUAUUAUGUUCACUUUCAUGUCUAUUCAUUUCUUAUCCUAUUUCUGUCCAUAGGAUAAGAAGUGGAUAGACAUGAAAGUGAACAUAAUAGUAUGCAAUUAAGUUUAUUUUUAUUCAAAGUGCAAACAGUAGUGCCCCACAACUUAAUUCCAUGCACAAAGUUUUCAAGCAUUCCUCAUUUAACACUCUCCCUAGCAUGGCUCAGACCUCAUUUCCUUUGAUAACAGGCACAAUUAUGAUUCCUGGGCACCCCUCUUAAAUCUGGCUCAUUAAUUGGAUGGGUUUAGUUGGUGUGUCACAUUGUGGUAUUAUGCCAUUUGGGAACAGAAUGGGAAACAGCUGUGUGAACCAAAUUUGCUUCAUUUGAAUUGCAUUUCCUGUUAAAACAUUCUGAAAAGCAUUUCACAGGGUGAAGCAGAAGGAAUGCAUUAAGGAGAAACAUUAAACUACGUUUGCAUUAUUAAAAGAGAAAUGUAUUAAAUUACAUGUGCAUGUAUUUGUUACAAUGGUUAAGGGGAUGGUUGUAGAGUAUGGAGUUAAGCAGAAAUUUCAGAUUGAUUCAAAGUGCUGUGAGUGUUCAGUUGAGUGUAUUAGAGCUAAAGUGAAUAGAUUUUUGCAGACAAAAGGGAACCAGAGAUAGGGAGAUCAGGUAUGAAAGUGGACAUGGUGCAGUAUCAGCUGUGGUCUUAUUGAACAGCAAAGUAGACUUGAGCUUUGUGUUCUAUUCCUGUUUCAUAAUGUUGCACAUUGCGUAAUGCAGCCCAUUAAAGUUGACCAGAAUUUGCCUCUAUAUCCUUUUUGCUUCAUUAAGAAAAUAUGAAGGAACUUGCCAUUAAUAAAAUCUAAAGGAACUUAUCUGGCCAUUGUAUCAAUGGACACAUCAACUAAUUUAUAACCAGGCCUUAAAUUGUCAGUUUGUACUGUCUGGUAACACACAAUGUUAUCUGCACCAAUGUUUCCCCAUAAGAUUCAGAGAUUUUUGGAGAGCAUUUUUAAAUUCUCACAUGGAAUAUAGAAGUCUGUUUACUUGCUUUUAUCAAGAGCUUUGAAUUUGCUUAAUAUGUUAAUUUACUCAGGCAAAUUGUAAUAUCCAACAGCGAAAUUGUACAUCAUUUUAUCCGAAGUGCUUUUCUCUUUCUAAUACUGAACAAGCUAACUUAAUUGGCAAUGAGCUUAGUUAGUCGACAAACAAACGUGACGGUAUUCAAGUGUUCAGGUUUUUGCAUAUGAACAGACGACCAAGUGUACCAAAUAUACAUUUGUGAAUGUGUUUACUCUUAAUUUUGGAUUGCAUCUGAGAGAAAACCACUCACUUGUACAUAAUAAUUGUAAACUAUGAAGUCCUGUAUAGUUAGUAGUCAUACCAUUGGUGGGUCAUCCUCCCCUGUGCUAGAGAUGUACUAAAUUUGCUUUUAUUUUUUGGCCAAAGUUUCAGAUGAUAAAUCUGAGCUCAGAGGCCUUCACCGUAUCAAAAUAGCAUAUGAAGCACAUACACAUUUAAAAUGUGUGUAUGGACACUAAUAAUGUAACACAUUUUACAGUGUCUGCACUGAAGGCCUGCAGGUAAAACACUUAAUCUUUCAAUAUACAGAAUUAUAUAUCCUACUACUUUGAAUCCAGAUGCAAAUAUUUUAUUGAGUAGCAGCUGGGGAACUGCAUGAAAAUCUGGAUUAUCAUUGUAUUCUAAUGGAGACACAGAGAUUCUGCAGAUGCUGGAAUUUGGAGCAACACAUGAAGUGCUGGACCUGCUGAGUUCCUCCAGCACUUUGUGUGUGUGUGUUGAUUGUGUUCUAAUUAUGGUUUUUGGCUAAUUGAACUAAUUCAUCCAGCUGUUGCUUUAAAGAACAUGGCCUGUUUCAACAUUUCUUUUUGAAUUAGAGAAGAAUAGAAAUACUAUUCAUGACAGUCCUCUGGAAUCAUUUGAAUGGAGCAUUUUUAUUUUAAAUAUUUGUGAAUAAUAUUAACUUGUACUCUUGUUAAGACUUUUUGCCUCGUAAAACAAAUGGGGAACCAAUGGCAAAAGAGAAAAUGAUUAAAAUGUUUAUCUUAUCAGUAAAAAUGGUUUGAAAUUGAUUAUAAUGGAAUUUUAUUGCAUUGCUGAAUUUAAUAACAAAGGAUCCAGUUUUAAGGUCUUCCUGAGUAACAACUACACAUACUACGCUGUUAAUUUGUCCCCAAGUCCUAUAGGCUACACUGCAAAGAUAAAACUGCAACAGAGAAAGAAACAUCCUCUGGAACUGGCUUAAACGUUUGGAGAAAUAAAAGAAAAACAGGAAAUCUACACCAAAGGACUUAUCCAAAUUAACAAUGAAUCUGAAUUUGUCUGCUAUACUUAGAUGGAGCUAUUGUGGCUGAAAAAUUAAUACCCAGCCCUUUGAUUAGUUUUUGUAGACUGUAAAGUAUUGUUUAUGUCAGACAGCUAAUUUUUUAGUGAACAACGUUUGGUGUUCAAAACAAUUGUAAUUACAAUUUGAUGAAUUUGCCUCCAGCAAGGUAAAUAAAAAAGGGCUUUCAUUUUCA